This is a messenger RNA of Penicillium subrubescens, 3051 nucleotides long. Its product is annotated as TAPT1 family protein. The record is from RefSeq and is a predicted model, not a curated record. Gene Ontology annotation, cellular component: endoplasmic reticulum membrane. Gene Ontology annotation, biological process: maintenance of protein localization in endoplasmic reticulum. The transcript has a single exon. Lineage: Eukaryota; Fungi; Ascomycota; Eurotiomycetes; Eurotiales; Aspergillaceae. Bases 1 to 3051 code for a protein of 1016 amino acids.
AUGAGCCCAGCGGCGGAGAUUACCGGAGCUACUCCGGGCCAGGAGGUGAAGCUUAACGGGCAUGGGAACAUGGAGAACGGCGACGCUGAUGCUUUGCGGAAAGCUCACGAAGACAAACAGAAUGGCUCUGGUAACUUGACGCCAUCCGAGACAGCUGCUAGUCAAAACUCUGCCGCCACUCACGACCAAACAACCGAUGCCGGAGAGGACAAUUUGAAUGGCGAUGGCUUGGAGGAACAGAUUACAAAUAGAGGACACACGAAUGGGCAGCACCUUGCAUCCCAUAGCCAGGGUCUUGGCAUCAUUGUUCAGCUGUCGCCAGACGAUGCAGAUAAGAACGGCCGAGCAGCUGUACUGGAGGGAUCCAAAGUGAAGGCCGCCCUGGCUGAGCUUGCCGAAGACGCAUCACGAAGACCCUCUGACGAUAAAGAGAAGAUUUUGAAAUUGUCCCCCGACAAGAUUCAAGAGCUUACAUCCUCGCCUGAGUCGAUCCCGUACCGCACGGCAACACCAGAGACGAAUGGCGGGCAAAGAGUGGUUUCAGACCACUUCCAUUCGAAUGGAACGCUUCGUCCAGAAAUAAGGGAGUCGAUUCUCCAGUCGCUCAGCGAGACACCCCCUCUGGAGGAUAGUUUGAAAGCUCGAAAUGCGAAGAGCUCGGCCAUGGAAGAGGCCUCUUUGCCUGCAAGCCCGGCACUCCCAAGACCUAGUCUUAAUGGUUCUGUCCGCAAUCGACCUUAUACAUCUCGAACAUUCUCGACACCUGGACUCUCGCGGCACUCUAUCCUACCAACUAAUAAUGAACGACUUGCACAAACAUGGGCUUCGCGAUCAAAACAAGAUCGAAAUGCCCCUGAUCGAGAUCUCAAGACCCACCUAGCGGCGUCUCCACAGAUCAUUGAAACCCCCAUACCGUCCCCAUUGCCGGUGUCUAUUCCCAUACCUCCAGUCUCAAUACCAACAUACCUCCAGCUUGAGCUUGCAUCUGGUCGACCAUCACCGCUGUAUAUUCAUCGACCAGCAACAAAUGACUUUCCAUAUGAAUCAUCGAGCGCGAAGAUUGAAAGAUUGAUGAAUUUCCUGAUCCUUCCAGGCGCACUGGAACAAGUGCUAUGUUUUGGCUCUCUUGCAUGUCUCGACUCAUGGCUCUACUCUUUCACCAUUCUCCCACUACGCUUCAUCAAGGCCGUUUACAUUCUCUCCGAAUCCUGGGCAAAGAACUUGAACGCCGAGUUCUGGUUUAUCUGGAAAUUUGUGGUCAAUGGCGUUGGGCGAGUGUGGCGGAGGAGGAACCACGACAGCGAGAGACACGAAAGCGAGCCAGAUGUGACUCCUCGUUUGCCUAAUGGGUCUUCCACCACUCAAGAUGCGACAACGUCUUUGGAUCGAGAUCCCAGGCUUCGGGAACCCGAGCCUUCGAAGAGAAGACAUCGAGCUUCGGAAUCUCGUCGACACCAUCGCAGGAAGAAGUCCAUGCCAUCGGCCUUACUUCCAGAUGACAAGGCAGACAUCUUGACGGGCUUGCUCAUGGUAGCGACCUGUUGGGCAUUGAUGUACUUUGAUGCCAGUCGAAUGUACCACUGGAUUCGUGGACAGGCUGCUAUCAAGCUGUAUGUCAUUUACAACGUGCUUGAAGUACUCGAUCGACUUUUGGCUGCCAUCGGACAGGAUGUUCUUGAGUGCCUCUUCUCACGGGAGGCCCUCGAGCGUCGUCCAGAUGGGCGGAGCAAAAUCUUGCGUCCGUUCGGGCUGUUCUUGGCGGCUCUUGUCUACACAGUGGCGCAUGCAACAUCGCUGUUCUCACAGGUGAUGACGCUGAAUGUGGCCGUCAACUCAUAUUCAAACGCACUCAUGACACUUCUCCUGUCCAACCAGUUCGUGGAAAUCAAGUCUACCGUCUUCCGCAAAUUCGAGAAAGAGAACUUGUUCCAACUUACGUGCGCGGACGUUGUGGAGAGGUUUCAACUGUGGCUGAUGCUCACUAUCAUUGCCUCGCGCAACAUUGUGGAGACUGGUGCAUUCAACUUCAUUGGUGAUCUCGGACUAGGGUCAGGCUUUUCCAGCCAAGCUUCUACCAGCACAAACAGCACACCUCUGUCCACCCCUCCUCGAUCCGCAUCGUCAAUCCUGCCUCAGUCCUUUACCUUCUUCCCAUCAUCGAUCCUGUCGUCGGUUAGCAGUGUCAACUCCUUCCUCCCAACGCUAGGUCAGGUCCUGGGGCCGUUCCUGGUCGUCCUGGGAUCCGAGAUGCUCGUUGACUGGCUGAAGCAUGCGUAUAUCAACAAGUUCAACAAUUACCGACCCGCAUUGUAUGGUCGCUAUCUCGAUGUACUUGCCAAGGAUUACUACACCAACGCUUUUGGCGAUCAAAACCUGACCCGUCGGCUGGGCCUUCCGGUCAUUCCACUAUCUUGCCUCUUCAUUCGUGUGUCGGUUCAAACCUACCAGAUGUUCCUAGCAUCGUUGCUCCCUCAACACCCCUCCUCGACGGCACUGAGGUCGACAUCCUUGUCAUCGAUUCAUAACCAUUACGCACCCGCACCACUCCCAUCCACGCCGCCUUUGACUAUGAGCAACGUGAUCCCCGUAUCCGUCGCCCACGUCAGUGCUUUCUUCAGUGCCCUGAUGGACAACGCCAUGCCCUCCCCCGCACAAUCCGUCCAGAUCUUCACGGUCAUCCUGCUAUUAACAGCAUACAUUGUCCUGUUAAUCCUCAAACUCCUUCUGGGCAUGAGCUUGCUCGCCUUCGCACGCUCCCGGUACAAGAAAAUGAAAGGUCUGGAAAGCGAGUCGCGAAAGGCCUCAUCCUCACAUCCACCCACGACCGAGAAUACGGUUCGUAAAGACGAGUUCAACGUUGAAGGGAGUCGGCGCGCUGGUGGUUGGGGUAUGGUUGAGGUUGGCGAUGAAAAGCGUCGUUGGAUCUAUGGUGAUGAUCCUGAGGGUCUGCGGCGUGUGAAGGAGAAGGAGGAUAAGGACAAGAAUAAGGAUAAGGAUUUGAAGAUAGAUCAUGUUCAGCGGUAUGAGAUGGUGGCGAAGAAGAUUUGGUGA